Messenger RNA from Suillus clintonianus, 1359 nucleotides. RefSeq lists its product as uncharacterized. The record is from RefSeq and is a predicted model, not a curated record. Lineage: Eukaryota; Fungi; Basidiomycota; Agaricomycetes; Boletales; Suillaceae. The transcript has 2 exons. The annotation marks the transcript as partial.
UGGCUCGUGCAGGCAUGUGGACCAACCGAGAUUGAUGCAAGAUGCCGAAGAUUACCCCCCAACCACCAUAUUCGCCUAUUCAUGAAAGGCAUUACUGGCCUCUCUCGUGUUAGCGGUGCCGAGCAUGCCCAAAUAUGCUGUUUCAUUCUCGGUGUCAUUAUUGAUGCUCGACUUCCCGGUAAUUUAUCUUCUGCGCGUCUUUUACGUGCAGUCCGCGGUCUCCUAGAUUUCCUCUACUUGGCACAGUACCCGUGCCAUAGUUCAGAGACAUUAUCUCUCCUCGACGAAGCUCUUGCCCUAUUCCACGACAACAAACAAAUAUUUGUCGACCUCGGUAUCCGGAAUCAUUUCAAUUUCCCUAAACUUCACGCCACUCGUCACUAUAUAUCAAUGAUUCAUUUGUAUGGCACGACGGAUAACUACAACACCGAGUACACUGAACGUCUUCAUAUAGACUUAGCUAAAGAUGCUUACCGCGUGACAAACCACAAAAACGAGUUUGCGCAAAUGACUCGAUGGCUCGAGCGCAAAGAGAAAAUCGUUCGCCAUGAGAAAUUUAUUCGGUGGCAACUCCACGACACUCCUUCUCACCAUCCUCGACCACUGGACCUAUCAUUUGACCGAACACAAACAUUGACAAAGCACCCAAGUGCUAGAGCUGUGUCUUUUCAACGUUUAAUCUCGGAUUACGGUGCCACUUACUUUCGCGAAGCACUCGCUCGAUAUGUCGCGCAACAAAACCAUUUAGACGAACCCCUCUCUCGUAGACGUCUCGAAGACCUCGCUGCAAAUGUACUCCUGCCAUUCCAUUCAGUGGCUGUAUACCAUAAGAUCAAGUGGCUAUCUGUUGACGCUCGAGGGCAUGGUGACCCACUCGUUACGGUAGAUAGUGUCCAUGUCAAGCCUCGUCGCACUGGCACUCGCCAACAAAAUGAUGCCCUACCUGCUCGUUUCGAUACAGCGCUUAUAAACGAUGGUACUGGUCAGUCUGUGGGUGUCGAAGGCUAUCGUGUUGGUCAGAUUCGUGCAAUUUUCUCGCUUCGAGAAAGACACGCACAGUCACUAUUCCCGCCGACAAAUCAACCUCCCAAACACCUCGCUUACGUGGAGUGGUUUACUCCAUUUCCUUCGACACCAGAUUCAAGACAUGGCAUGUACAAAAUCACGCGUCUUGUUCAUUCAGGUGAGCGAGUUGCUAGCAUAAUCCCCGUUUCGAAUAUUUCCCGCAGUAUACACCUUAUCCCGAAGUUUGGACCGGUUGCACCUCGUCACUGGACGAGCAACAACGUCCUCGAGCAAUGCAGUACAUUUUUUGUUAAUUGUUACAAAGAUAGACAUAAUUUUGUGACCCUUAGGUAG